Daphnia magna is the source of this 1994-nucleotide messenger RNA. RefSeq lists its product as uncharacterized. The coding region runs from base 1274 to 1873 and encodes 199 amino acids. Lineage: Eukaryota; Metazoa; Arthropoda; Branchiopoda; Diplostraca; Daphniidae. Gene Ontology annotation, molecular function: chitin binding. Gene Ontology annotation, cellular component: extracellular region. The record is from RefSeq and is a predicted model, not a curated record. The transcript is spliced from 4 exons.
UAAAGAAAGGGCCAAUACUUUGCAUUCGACGUACACGUCAAAUAGAUUGGAAGUAAGUAGUUAUAAGAGGGUCGUGACGCAAUCUCACCUCGUUACAGUUCCAUGGCUGUCUUUCCUCGUGUUUUGACAUGAUUGGAUACGAGUCGCCAAGUCGUUAUUGGUUUACCGUCAUACGUCAUCCGAAAUAUUGGGAAGGCAUGGUUUGAAUGGAGUUUCUUUGGCUGCAUGUUUUUUUUUUUGGCAGAAACCUCGUGAGCUAUAUAGAAUGCAAUCAUUCACAAUUAUAUUGUGUAGAGGGAGUCUUGGCGUCUGUUGGUGAUCCUUACGACCUUCCUGGGUUGUGGGCGAGACUUCGAUCCGUUGAGGACAUGACCAAUUGAGUGAACCUGACAGAUAGAUUGAUUCUUUUUCAGAUUGCCAGCACAACCUUUAGCCGUCAUUGGUUAUCACUUUGCUAGAGGUUAGGAACAUCUGGCAUGAUAGAAAAGAAAUUGUAACCAUUAGUGACUGUACGUAGAUGACGCAAAAUGCCACAGAUGAUUUAAUAGGUGUUUGCCAAUCGGUCCCAGUGUGGUUCUAACAAGGAAAAAAGUUAAUUAUGCACAAAAUUAGUUAGCGAACGAAAUAUUAUUUUGGCCUUGUGCUACUUAUAGUCACUUCAAGAUAAGGUAGACCGUAAAUAUUGUACAACACUUCAGGGCCAACUAAUCUUUACGAGCAAAUAAAUCGCAUCUGAUGCCUUUUAUUAUCUAACAGCCUGUAAGCAGAUGGACCUAGACUCGGCCUUGUGUCUUCGCACAAGACCAGAACGUAUUGUCCGCUAGUCGUUUCGACAGCUUAAACACUGCAUUACUCUUUUGUUUUGAUAAAAUUAUACUAGAAGCCACAAAAACGAACAAAGAAUUUGUCCUGCAAGUCGAGCCAAAUAAUUCCAAGGAGUUUCUGUGAAUCCGUUCAUCUUUCAAGAACUGUCAAACGUGGCAGGAAAAAAGACGAUUGCAAACUGAUGGCCCUACUUUUAAACAAUGAGAUUUGAGAAUAAGUGUACCUAUGGGGUUGAAAGAGUCUCGGGACUAAAGGAUUCAAUGGGCAGAACAUCACCUUGGGAGAAUGUGUAGAACUCAAAGCAGACGAUUGUUGAAAAUUAUCUCACGAGUCCACCGUAGAGGGGGUCUUCUAGUUUUCCCAGAUUAGCAGUUCGUUACUCUGGUGUUUCUCGUCAUUCUCACUAGCGAAAAUCAAAGUCUUCAUUGUUUAGUAGAGUCUGAUUGGAAUGACCUCCCCUUACACAAAUCUUGCGAUUAUUCAUCGGGGAGUUUUCCGUGCUUCCAAAUGUAUUCCGGUCGUCCAAUUGCAAGACCUUCUUCGUGCACUGCGUGCCUCUAUUCCAUGUGAAAUUGCACCGAAUGUUUCUGAGAAUCUUGAUUCAGGAAAAAUUCGUGGAAUUCAUUGGCUACAAAUAUUAUUCGAGUGUUUGCAAUCACAUCAGGCUCUCUUCAUUACGAGAAAUACAACUGAAGGAGAAGGGAACAUGUCGAGUCCAGUAAAUUGUUACCUUUUCUGCUUGUUGGUGGUUCUUUCGUUUUCUGCACGUCUGCUUGCCAAAGAUCCGGACUGUCCAUUUGGCAGCCCGAAAAUAGAUCUUGAAGAUCCUGAUGGUCGGUGCGAUCGUUUCUGGCUCUGCGAGGAUGGCAUGACUUCCGACAUGUUUUGUCCAUCAGGAAAAGGUUUUAAUCCUGCAAGUAAAAAAUGUGACGACAAAGCUCUUUGUUUGAGUGAUCCAUCAGCAGCUGCAUCCGAAAGGCCGGCCGGUCUCGCUCGUAUCGCGGAUAUCUUGGUAACGAAAUCGAUGCCAAAUCCAACCGACCAGUAGUGACAAGAAAUUUAAUGGACUUGCAACUUUGUCGUCAUUAUUUACACCAUUGAUUCUUCCACUUGUUCGAAUGGUUGCUGGUUAAUGUCUUUUGUUUCGAAAAUGUACGAGUUAAAAUCCA